Molecule: messenger RNA, 973 nt
Organism: Zea mays
Lineage: Eukaryota; Viridiplantae; Streptophyta; Magnoliopsida; Poales; Poaceae
Exons: 1
Coding region: 81-644 (187 amino acids)
Biological process (GO): regulation of DNA-templated transcription
Molecular function (GO): DNA binding; DNA-binding transcription factor activity
Source: RefSeq, marked validated
GGGCCAAGCCAAACGCGGAGUCGCCGAGGAGGAGGACAAGGCAGGGCAGAGAGGGAGGGAGGAAGAGGAGGAGGAGCGGGAUGCGGCGGGCAAGGCCGCCGCCGGUCCCGGUCCCGAUGACGCCGGGGGACGCUGGGCCGGAGGUGAAGUACCGCGGGGUGAGGCGGCGCCCGUCGGGGCGGUACGCGGCCGAGAUCCGGGACCCGGCCAGGAAGACCCCGAUCUGGCUCGGCACCUUCGAGUCGGCCGAGGCCGCGGCCCACGCCUACGACGCGGCCGCCAGGACCAUCCGCGGCGCCGCCGCCAGGACCAACUUCCCCUCCGCCUCCAUCUCAGCCACGGUGGCGCCGCCAGCCGCCCCCGCCGCGACGUCUAGCCACAGCAGCACCGUCGAGUCCUGGAGCGGCGGCAGCGGCGGCGGCGCGCCCGUCGGGAUCCUCCGCGCCCCGGCCGCCGAGGAGGACUGCCGCAGCUACUGCGGCUCCUCCUCGUCGGCGCUCUGCGAGGACGGCGCGUCGGGCCCGGGCUGUGGCGACGAGACCGCCGCGCCGCCGCGGUGCUCCCCGCUUCCGUUCGACCUGAACGUGCCGGACCCCGCGGCCGACGAGAUGGACUGGCGCUGCGACACGCUGCUGCACCUGUAGCCGCGAACGCGAAGCGAGCACUCAGCAAAACUGCUGCUAUCGUGCUAUGUCUCCAUAGAAAUUGAUAGCUUAAAUUUUUUCUCUCCACCGCUUCUUUAGUCCCACUCUCUCUCUUUUACCACUGCCAAGAUUCGGUAAUACUUAUUUGUGAUAGUGUGAAUAACUGAUCAUGUAAUCCGUGGAGGGAACCUGUUCGUUCUGUUCUCGCAAACCUUCCUGCUUCCUGCUGUGUAGUGUAUCUGUAACAGCACCAUGUAUGUGACCACGGCCUCUUGUCUUGCUGUAAUUCUCAAGAUGAUGGAAUCAAGAGACGCCUUUGGUUCUUUUUA